Messenger RNA from Coccinella septempunctata (seven-spotted ladybird), 1069 nucleotides. RefSeq lists its product as uncharacterized. Gene Ontology annotation, biological process: tRNA-type intron splice site recognition and cleavage. The transcript is spliced from 5 exons. Lineage: Eukaryota; Metazoa; Arthropoda; Insecta; Coleoptera; Coccinellidae. Gene Ontology annotation, cellular component: tRNA-intron endonuclease complex. The record is from RefSeq and is a predicted model, not a curated record. Bases 141 to 1067 code for a protein of 308 amino acids.
GACACGCCCUCUGGUGGUAGCCAGAGUAAGCCGAUAAUGGCUGUUUCUUUGUGAUUUCAGAAUACUCUAUGCAGUAGUUCUACUGUCUUGUCUCCUUCGUAUGUCAGUCUCUAACCUCAAAAAAUUCAAAAUUUGACAACAUGGAUUUCAGGGAAUUAGCGGAGAAAUACUUCAAAUUUCACAGUGAACCUUUGAAGAAAAUAGAAUUGCCCUCUAGUAAGUUUUUUUUGGAAUCUCCAAAUGAAGUCAAGGAUAAAAUAGAACACUAUCAGGAUAUUCUCAAGAAAUCUUUAGAAUAUGUGAGGGUAGAAAGAAGAUGUGCUAGAAGCAAAGGAAUCUGGUUAGAAGAUGUGGCUUUGUGUAGAGUUACUAAAGUUGUGGGAAACAUACUGAAAAACUUUGGAUUUCAGGAUAAGAGUGGUAUUUAUUUGUUACCUGAAGAAACUUUAUUCUUGGUCGAACAGAAUAAAUUAGAACUAAUGAAUAAAACUGAGCAAGUUAGUAUAUAUGAGGCAUAUACCUUAAUUAUGAAAAAUAUUACAUUAAAAAAGUAUAGAGUAUAUAAAAACUUGGUUGAGCAAGGUUAUAAGCUUCUCAAUAAAGAAGCAAUCAGAAAAUUUUAUGCUGUACAGAAAAAAAGCAGUCAAAGCUCAGUGAAAAAUAACAAAAAAAGGAAACAGUCUAGUUCCAGUACAACUGAGAAAGAAAUUGAAGUGAAGAAAAGUAAAAGAAAUUAUGAGGAGAGAUUUAAUGUGGGAAAAAAAAAUGAUCAUAAACAAGAUAUUGAUUUUACAGAGUUAUUUGAUAACCUUAGGAAACAGGGGCCAAGACUUGUUUUACCAAGUGAAACAUCAAAACAUCCAGACUAUUUUGGUUUCUUGCCAAACUCAAGAUCAAAGCAUAACCAUGAGUUUAAUUUGUAUAUAAGAGAAGGAAUUGAUUCGAAUGACUUCGAUAACUAUGAGCAUAUUCCUAAUAUAUUUGCUAUAUGUACAAAUGACAAUGUGACGUUUUGUAGAUACCCAAAUAUAAAUAUACCAAUAAUAAACGUACAACAUGGUACUUAAAA